AUGUCCCAAGUUCAACAGUACUGGCUGCCAGGAUAUGGACUUUCCCGCCAGAUUGUAUUAGGCCAGAUCCAAUACUUCCUGGGACCUUCCGCAACUGUUCGGCCUUACACUUACCAGGGGCGCGAAGGUUAUCUGAUUGUCGGCGUACCUCUGACACGGGAACAAAUAAACGACCUCGCAGUCAUGUCGCGAGAAUACGAACGACAAGAGACUCUCCGGAUGGCCGGCGAUCCCAAUUCACAGGCAGAACCGUACAUCAAUGAGAUUAUUCCAGUUCGGCUCACCACGGGUCCUCCACGCAGACGACCCGGUGAAUAUGGGUCGGGGCGAGGGCGUUGA
Molecule: messenger RNA, 339 nt
Organism: Aspergillus calidoustus
Lineage: Eukaryota; Fungi; Ascomycota; Eurotiomycetes; Eurotiales; Aspergillaceae
Source: the annotation of a GenBank genome assembly